AAACCCAGACGUAGCCCGCCUCGGGUCCCCCAGGAAGGGCUUAGAGCCCCCUCUUCCGUGUGGGACCCUGGGCUUGGAAGCAAAGGGCACCAGGGUUUGGAGGUGUGCACGAGGACUGGGUUUGAAAAAUCGCUGCUCAGUUGGCUCUCGGGACCCUUGCUGUCAGGUGCUUGUUUUUAGGAGCUGAACUUGUAAAAAGCCGAAUGCAGGGGAGCUAGGUAUGUGGAUUCCAGGACCGGCGUGAAUCAGGGGUACCGCCGGUUUCAGGGGAGCAGUGAGUGUAGCAUCCCAGCCCCUCGCCGCUCGGAGCUGGCACAUUUUCCCACAGAAAGGACGGUAGAUCUUUAUUUUAAAUGCAUAGGCUUUGUAAACAGACAUUGGACCUGUGUCUGCCACUGCAUCGCCUGCUUUCCCAAAAAUAGCCCCACUGUUUCCGAUGACUUGGAGGGACAGUUUCUCCCCAAAACUUCUGGCUAGGAAAAAUUUUGGAUCUUCAGUAAAGCGUACGGGUGCUUUGCAAGGUUGCUGUUCCCACCGCUUAGUAUUUGGGCAAUCGAGUGGACUAUUUUGUUUAUUUCAAGAGUGAAGUCCUAGGAAGAUGGUUUCACAUUUUUUUUUUUUUUCUAAACUGGUUGGGUCUGUGUCCCUGAGAACAGGAGAAAGAGUUGUUGGAGGCAAAUUUUCAAGGUUUCUUCCAGGCAGUAUUGAGAAAUCUUAUCUCAGACAGCUGCGGGGGAGGAUUUUACUAUCCUUUUGGUGGUUGAAAACAAUAGGUUUUGGUGGUGGUUUAUUCCUGCUGUUUAAAAAGCCCUCUCGCUCUCUUAGGUAUCUAACUCAGGAAAUUAAGUUGUGUGUAGUCAGGUUUAAUGUAGUGAGUGACAGGCAAAUUCUGUCAAGCUGGCAGUUAUUACACAAACAUUUACUCUGGCUUAGAUAAAUAAAAAUUGCCAGAUAAGCUCUGAGAUUUGGGUCUCUAUUGCCAUGAACCUAAACAUCUUGAGAUAAAUACACUGUAGCUCAGCCAUCGUUGAGUUGUUUUUUGAUAGUUAGUGUCUGAGCUUUUAUUUGGAUGUCUAGAACAUGCUCUCGGAAAGAUGGUUAAAUAGAUUACCCGAAGAUUUCCAAAAUGUGUGGUUUUCUUCCAUUGGCACAUUUAGAUAGAUUAACAACCAGCUAUGGUUUCUUACUGGAUCUUACAGAAUGUUGUUACCUGACCUCAUGUGUCUACUGGGCGUGUUACUAUAGAGAACCUCUUAUAUAUAUAUAUUUUUUUUUUUGAGAAACCUUUCUACGAUACAGGAAAGUAUACCAGGAAUAUUGUGACUUCCCCAUCACCAGCCAGCUGGUUAACUUGAGUUUGAUUUAGAUUUGUGGGCAUUCUGCCUUUUUUUUUUUUCUGGUGCCCUCUAAUAGCACCAUCUGGUCAUGUCUCCCCUGGUUUGAUGGAUUUGAAAGAUGGCUGUGACGUAAGCCUGUUCGUCCGCAGAGUGAGGGCAACUUGGGAAUCCAGAGGACUUCAGUUCACUUGCUUGCUGUAUGUGCAGGAAGGCUCUGUCCAGUAACUGUGCCUGGGGUAGCUGAGUGGGAUUUCUGAGAAGGGGCUGCUCUGACUACAUCUGGCCCACCAUGAGGUUCUUCUUACUUUGUGCCUACGUGUUGCUCCUAAUGGUGUCCCCACUGAGGGCAGUCAGCUUUCCUGAAGAUGACGAACCCCUUAAUACUGUUGAUUAUCACUAUUCAAGGCAAUAUCCGGUUUUUAGAGGACGCCCUUCAGGCAAUGAAUCUCAGCACAGGCUGGACUUUCAGCUGAUGUUGAAAAUUCGAGACACACUUUAUAUUGCUGGCAGGGAUCAAGUUUAUACAGUAAACUUAAAUGAAAUCCCCCAAACAGAAGUAAUACCAAGCAAGAAGCUGACAUGGCGGUCAAGACAACAGGAUCGAGAAAACUGUGCUAUGAAAGGCAAACAUAAAGAUGAGUGCCACAACUUUAUCAAAGUAUUUGUUCCAAGAAAUGAUGAGAUGGUUUUUGUUUGUGGUACCAAUGCAUUCAAUCCCAUGUGUCGAUACUAUAGGUUGAAUACCUUAGAGUAUGAUGGAGAAGAAAUUAGUGGCCUGGCAAGAUGCCCAUUUGAUGCCAGACAAACCAAUGUUGCCCUUUUUGCAGAUGGGAAGCUAUAUUCUGCCACAGUGGCUGACUUCUUGGCCAGUGACGCUGUUAUUUAUCGGAGCAUGGGAGAUGGAUCUGCCCUCCGCACAAUAAAAUACGAUUCCAAGUGGAUAAAAGAGCCACACUUUCUUCAUGCUAUAGAAUAUGGAAACUAUGUCUAUUUCUUCUUUCGAGAAAUUGCUGUGGAACACAAUAAUUUAGGCAAGGCCGUCUAUUCCCGUGUGGCCCGCAUAUGUAAAAAUGACAUGGGUGGCUCCCAGCGGGUCCUGGAGAAACACUGGACAUCUUUUCUGAAGGCUCGGCUUAACUGUUCUGUCCCUGGGGAUUCAUUUUUCUACUUUGAUGUUCUGCAGUCCAUUACGGACAUUAUACAAAUCAAUGGCAUCCCUACUGUGGUCGGGGUGUUCACCACACAGCUCAACAGCAUUCCUGGUUCUGCAGUCUGUGCAUUUAGCAUGGAUGACAUAGAGAAAGUAUUCAAAGGACGGUUUAAAGAACAGAAAACUCCAGAUUCUGUUUGGACGGCAGUCCCUGAAGACAAAGUACCAAAGCCAAGGCCUGGCUGUUGUGCAAAGCAUGGCCUUGCUGAAGCCUACAGAACCUCCAUCGACUUUCCGGAUGAGACGCUGGCGUUCAUCAAAUCCCACCCUCUGAUGGACUCAGCUGUUCCACCCAUUGCUGAUGAGCCCUGGUUCACGAAGACACGGGUCAGGUACCGAUUGACGGCCAUCGCCAUUGACCGCUCUGCUGGCCCCUACCAGAACUAUACAGUCAUCUUUGUUGGCUCUGAAGCUGGCGUGGUACUGAAAGUUUUGGCAAAGACCAGUCCCUUCUCUCUGAAUGACAGCGUAUUACUGGAAGAGAUUGAAGCUUACAACCAUGCAAAGUGUAAUGCUGAGAAUGAGGAAGACAAAAAGGUCAUCUCGUUGCAGUUGGAUAAAGAUCACCAUGCCUUGUACGUGGCAUUCUCCAGCUGUGUUAUCCGCAUCCCCCUCAGCCGCUGUGAGCGUUAUGGAUCAUGCAAAAAGUCUUGUAUUGCAUCUCGUGACCCCUACUGUGGCUGGCUGAGCCAGGGAACCUGUGGGAGAGUAACUCCAGGGAUGCUGCUGUUAACUGAAGACUUCUUUGCUUUCCAUAACCACAGCGCUGGAGGCUAUGAACAAGAUGCAGAGUACGGCAACACAGCCCAUCUAGGGGACUGCCAUGAAAUUUUGCCUACUUCAACUACACCAGAUUACAAAAUAUUUGGCGGUCCAACAUCUGACAUGGAGGUAUUUUCAUCUUCUGUUACCACAAUGGCAAGUAUCCCAGAAAUUACACCUAAAGUGAGUGAUACCUGGAGACCUAAACUGACGAGCUCCCGGAAAUUUGUAGUCCAAGAUGACCCAAACACUUCUGAUUUUACUGAUCCUUUAUCAGGUAUCCCAAAGGGUGUGCGCUGGGAAGUCCAGUCUGGAGAGUCCAACCAGAUGGUCCACAUGAAUGUCCUCAUCACUUGUGUCUUUGCCGCUUUUGUUUUGGGUGCGUUUAUUGCAGGAGUGGCAGUAUACUGCUACCGCGACAUGUUCGUUCGGAAAAACAGGAAGAUCCAUAAAGAUGCAGAAUCUGCCCAGUCAUGCACCGACUCCAGUGGAAGUUUUGCCAAACUGAAUGGUCUUUUUGACAGCCCAGUCAAGGAAUAUCAACAGAAUAUUGAUUCUCCUAAACUUUAUAGUAACCUGCUAACCAGCCGGAAAGAGCUGCCACCCAGUGGAGAUACCAAAUCCAUGGUGAUGGACCAUCGCGGCCAACCCCCCGAGUUGGCUGCUCUGCCCACACCUGAGUCUACACCGGUGCUGCACCAGAAGACCUUGCAGGCCAUGAAGAGCCACUCAGACAAGGCCCACAGCCAUGGAGCUUCAAGGAAAGAAACGCCCCAGUUUUUUCCUUCUAGUCCUCCACCCCACUCGCCGUUAAGUCACGGGCAUAUUCCCAGUGCCAUCGUUCUUCCGAAUGCGACGCAUGACUACAACACGUCUUUCUCAAACUCCAAUGCUCACAAAGCAGAAAAGAAGCUUCAGCACGUGGAUCACCCUCUUACAAAGUCAUCCAGUAAGCGAGAUCACCGGCGUUCUGUGGACUCCAGAAAUACUCUCAAUGAUCUCCUGAAGCAUCUAAAUGACCCAAAUAGUAACCCCAAAGCCAUCAUGGGAGACAUCCAAAUGGCCCACCAGACCCUAAUGCUGGAUCCCGUGGGACCCAUGUCCGAGGUCCCACCUAAGGUGCCUAACCGGGAGGCGUCACUCUACUCCCCUCCUUCCACCCUCCCCAGAAACAGCCCCACCAAGCGAGUGGAUGUCCCCACCACUCCUGGAGUCCCAAUGACUUCUCUGGAAAGACAAAGAGGUUAUCACAAAAACUCCUCCCAGAGGCACUCUAUAUCUGCAAUGCCUAAAAACUUAACCUCACCAAAUGGCGUCUUGUUAUCUAGACAGCCUAGUGUGAACCGUGGAGGGUAUAUGGCCACCCCCACAGGGGCGAAGGUGGACUACAUUCAGGGGACACCAGUGAGCGUUCAUCUGCAGCCCUCGCUCUCCAGACAGAGCAGCUACACCAGUACUGGCACCCUUCCCAGGACGGGACUAAAGAGGACACCGUCCUUAAAACCUGAUGUGCCACCAAAGCCUGCCUUUGUUCCUCAGACCACACCUGUCAGACCACUGAACAAAUACACUUACUAGGCCUCAAGUGUGCUCUUUCUGUGUGGCUUUAUCCUGUCCAUGUUGUUGAGAGCAUGAUGUCAUAAGGGUACCGCUGAGACAAGAGACUCUCUUGUAUUUUAGGAGAACCAAGUGGCCAAAGAGACUCUUCCUCACUUUGGCAGCAUCAGAACUUGCCACAUGUAGCUACUGGAGCAAGGCUUCUACGUCCUUGCCUGAAAACCAAGGAAGGUGCUGGUCAUUCCAUUUCUUUCGUUUGAAGCUAAAGAGAUGUGUAGCUUCCGGGGCUACCUUACUGGUAUAAAGAGCUGAUUCAGUACUCAGAAGAAUCUGUGAACAAAUACUUGAAAAUGGGUUCAAUUUAGACUGCCAUUAUGUGUGGUCUUCCCAUUAAAUGUGAACAUUUUAAUACGUAUGCAUUCACCUUGCCUCUUGCACAAAUGUCAAAAAAAAAAAAAAAGAUGGUAAUGUCUCAAAGAAAUGAACUUGUAGAUUUCCAUGCAGAUUGCUAAAAAUUCAGUCUUUGACCCAAACUGUAGCAUUUUUUUUAAUGUGUGGCAUUUUUUUUUCCAUGCCACGACAGUGUUGUGUGUGUGAAUGUGUGUGUGUACACGCGUGUGUGUAUAUGCGCGUGUGUGUGCAUGUGUUCUGUACCCACUAGAAUUUGUCUAGGUGCCCAUUACAUCUUUUUUUGUGCUAUGGAGUUGUUUACAUUGAGCAUGACUGAACAAGACACAGUCACUUCUUCCCUCAGCUGUCUAUUGUGUUCAGCUUUGAGAAAAGAGUAAAAUCAAGGCUCCUUUGACCAUCAAAAUGAUCAACUCCACCUAUGUGGUACCCAAUGCCAGAAUGUAAGAGUUCUAAGUAAUUUUGUGCUGCUAUUCUUGAAAACUUCUAUUCCCGUCUUGCCAGCUUAAGGAGAUAGAGAUAUUAAGAACUAUCGUUGAAUAUCCACAAGUAUUCAGUAGUAAAAUUUACCUGUCCACUGUGAAUCAAAACCUGAGUCCCAUCAUAUAACCUUGGACACUAAUAGUGUUUAAUUUGAUUGUGUUUAUUUUUUUCCCCAUGUAGCAAAAUUUCUCCUCUUCUAACUCCUCCUACCCACCACGUUAAAAAAAAAAUAAAGAAGAAGACAAAAGAAAGACAUAUGAAAAGAAUUGUAAUUGGCUUAACAGAAAUGGCCUGUGAAAACCUAACAGUGGUGCAAUCAUAUUGUCUAUGUUGUGUUUUGUGAGAAUUUUGCCCUAAGUCAUGCAGGUAAUGACAAUAUACUGUAAAUACCACGUGUGAGUUUACCCGAAUCUGUGCAUUUUGUGCCUUAUUCAUGAGAAUGAUAGAAGUACUAAAAUAUGUCACGUGUUUUCAAUAUAGCACAUCAUUUACUGAGUGCCAGUUGUAAAUGUUUUUCAACCAGCACCUGAAAGACUUUUAAAAAAAAAAAUCCAGAAACAAUCUAGAACAAUUAAUUGUUAAAUAGUCCACUCGAAUAGCAGCAUUACAUCUUUUGCCAUGAUCAACAUUCCACUUCCGCUUUCCUAAGGAUGACACAGGGAGAAUGUGAAGUUAAAUGAGGUUUCCUGGGGAAUGACACCUGAGGAAACCAGAGUCAUUUGCAGGGAGUUUGGCAGAGAACACUUACAGUUGAUGAUGUGCAACCCCGCUGACUAUUUCAAUUAAUAUGCUGCACACCACACAAUUGUUGAUUGAACCUAAUCUACAAAGCACCAAGGCAAAGGAAUGCUCAGACAAGUUAAGUUCAGCUGAUGUCUUGUGCUAACGCUGUUGGUAUAUAGUAGUUGGGGGAGGACGGGUGGCCGAAGACCAGAUCAUUUUUAUACAGAAUGUAGAAUACUGAUAACAGUUAUUCUUUUCCUUUGAGAACAUUGUUUUAUAAAGAACAUGAUUUUCCUGUGAUCUCUGGAAGCUCAAAAGCUAAAACUUUCAUUCUUGAAACACUUCAGCUUUGCAACUAAAAUAUUACAGAUUAAUAAUAAAUUAAACCAACCAAUGGUAAACUCUACUCAGUCCGCCAAUGACAAACGUGUUUGAAUUUAUCUUACCAAUAUUAAUCCCAGCGUGUAUAAAACAGAACAGUAACUCUGUGUGACCCCGAUAACAUUUUGUAACAUUGUGCUGCCUUGUAGUUUGUAAUGUGAGUUCUAUCAGUAUUUAUGUUGAGUUUUCUAACAUUAAAUCUAGUCUCUAUCCUGUUAAUUUAAUUUUUAAAUGCUUUAUCCAUUUGUGCAAAGGUAAAACACAGAUUGUAUCUUUUUUAAUGGUACGGCAUAAAAAGUAACCCUAAAGUGAAGUGACUCUAUACUGUUUUAUAGAGUACUUUAACAUGUAUAGAUAUCUUGUAAACUUGUAUUGUGGAUGUGUAAAUAAUAUGUACUUGGGGUUUUUAACACCGCAUGUAAAGUCAAAAUAAAAUAUACAACUCAUGA
Oryctolagus cuniculus (rabbit) is the source of this 7310-nucleotide messenger RNA. RefSeq names its product semaphorin 6D (gene SEMA6D). The record is from RefSeq and is a predicted model, not a curated record. Gene Ontology annotation, molecular function: chemorepellent activity; semaphorin receptor binding. Gene Ontology annotation, biological process: positive regulation of cell migration; axon guidance; neural crest cell migration. Gene Ontology annotation, cellular component: plasma membrane. NCBI's taxonomy places the organism in Eukaryota, Metazoa, Chordata, Mammalia, Lagomorpha, Leporidae.